This is a messenger RNA of Serpula lacrymans var. lacrymans S7.9, 1408 nucleotides long. RefSeq lists its product as uncharacterized. The coding region runs from base 248 to 1252 and encodes 334 amino acids. The transcript has 5 exons. The record is from RefSeq and is a predicted model, not a curated record. NCBI's taxonomy places the organism in Eukaryota, Fungi, Basidiomycota, Agaricomycetes, Boletales, Serpulaceae. Gene Ontology annotation, molecular function: NAD binding; hydroxypyruvate reductase [NAD(P)H] activity; glyoxylate reductase (NADPH) activity. Gene Ontology annotation, cellular component: cytosol.
GUCUUGCUUCUCUCCAAUCCGUCGUGGUUUCCUGUCUGUCCUGUUCAACUUUUCCCAGUAUACAACAGUUCAUCGGAGAGCGGCCCGCAUCGGCCGAGAGAAGUUGUACUUAUAGCAUGAUCGUGUCUACUCACGAGACGAGUCGAUCCCAAGGGGCAUACCAUCGCCCAUUGUAUAUAGCUGAUAACAUUCUCCAGACUCCUUUUGCAAUAUUUUCUUCUUUUAUAACUAACUUAUCAUCAUCGUCAUGUUGCCUCGUAUCAUGCUCUGCGGAAGAAUCGUCUGGGCACAUCAGGAUGUCAAGGAGCUUUUCAAUGGGAUUGCUGAAGUGAUACCUAUGAAUUCUCCUAACCGAGCCGACUUUCUUGCAGGAUUCAAGCCUGGUGGUAAAUAUGAGGGAACCGUCGGGAUAUACAGACACAACACAUCUGCAGAUUCUAUUGGUGUAUUUGAUAAGGAAAUUAUUGCUGCACUUGUGCCUCAAGUCAAAUGGAUAGCUCACAAUGGAGCUGGAUAUGAUCAAAUUGAUGUAUUGGAAUGUAAAGCGAAAGGUAUCUAUGUGUCGAACACCCCCGGCGCAGUCGACGAUGCUACAGCCACGACCGCCUUGUAUCUUUUAAUCGCCUGUCUUCGCCACUUCUCUUAUGGAGAACGCAGCCUGCGUGAACUAAAGUGGAAAAAACCUAUCUCGGCGGGGGCUACUCAUGACCUGACCGGACGCACACUGGCCAUUUUGGGCUUAGGCGGUAUAGGUUUGCGGUUGGCGUACCUUGUGCAUGCUUUCCCCAUGCGUGUCAUAUAUUACUCGAGACACCGCAAUGACGAUGCCCCUGAAUGGUGCGAAUAUGUGGAUAGCAUGGAGGAACUACUUGCACAGGCCGACGUACUCAGCGUACACGUCCCACUCAGGAAGGAAACAGAGCACCUUGUCGGAGAAAAGGAGAUACGUGCGAUGAAGAAGGGGUCCAUCAUCGUCAACACUGCGCGGGGGAAAGUUAUCGACGAAGAAGCUAUGAUUAGGGCCCUGGAGGAUGGACAUCUCUCGUCUGUGGGUCUGGAUGUUUACGCAGACGAGCCUUCUGUGAACCCUCGUUUACUUGACUUCCCCCAAAAUGCGCUUCUACCACACAUGGGCACGGAGAACCAGGACUCUCAGAGGAAGAUGGAAGUACGCGCUCUAACAAACCUAAGAGACUUCCUUAUACAAGGGAAAGGAAACGAUAUUGUGCCCGAAAUGAAAAGCAAGUUGUAAGGUGAAGGAAAGAUGCGAGGGAGGGUUAUGUGGUGGACCUGCCUAGACGUCGCUUGGCUAGGUUAGGGGGGAUCGAAGUGUUAAGAUAUUCUAGUGUAGAUAUCUGUUUCUAUCAAUUAAAUCAACAAAUCGAUGGUGUAAAGGCUAGCUUCCACA